UUUGAGGAUCUCAAAAGAAGGCGUAAGGCAUUUAAAGCACGCCGUGAAUGUUUACUUGCCAGUCCUCCAGUGACAAGAAGAACUGCCUGUAGUGAAGUUCCAGCACAAACAGCCAAACAGUCACUAACCACGCCGCCAAGAACAAGAAAAAUCGUUGGAAGCGAGGAGUUAGCGUGGACUGCUGCAGAUUCCCCAGAAAAUUUAUCGGUUCGGCGGCCAAGGGCACCAGUGGAAACAGAUGCUGCAAGAGAACACGGCUUACCAAGUUACUAUCAGAAAAGCAGGCGAGAGCGAGAACCAGCGGAUAAUCGCAAUGCAUAUUACGAGUUACUGAGAAGGCCAGAGCAAUACGAAACAAGAGUGCGAAAUGGUAACAGCGAUUAUCGUCUGCCUGAUCCUAUUAAAAUGGCACAAGUGCCGAACUGGGAUUUUAUCAAUCCGCGUUUUGUAGAAAAUAGAGGUGGAGCAUGGACAUUUAAAAAACGAAGCAACGUUGAAGAGUUCAAUAGGCCAGAUUACGAAAAUAGGAGAAUGCGGUACUAG
This is a messenger RNA of Gongylonema pulchrum, 543 nucleotides long. NCBI's taxonomy places the organism in Eukaryota, Metazoa, Nematoda, Chromadorea, Rhabditida, Gongylonematidae. The record is from the annotation of a GenBank genome assembly.